Vicia faba (fava bean) is the source of this 1491-nucleotide messenger RNA. Lineage: Eukaryota; Viridiplantae; Streptophyta; Magnoliopsida; Fabales; Fabaceae. The record is from the annotation of a GenBank genome assembly.
AUGAACAACAACAAUAGAGCGAGAUUUCCACCUCCCGGGAUCGGUCCCGGACGCGGAGGGGCGAAUCCCAACGUGAAUCUGAACCAGAAUCCGAACCUGAACAAUCAGUUUCAGCAAAGACCACCAUACCACCACCAUAACCAACAACAGCACCAGCAGCAACAGCACCAGCACCAGCAGUACUAUGCGCAGAGACAAAUGGUGCAGCAACAUCAGCCGCCACAGCAGCAGCAGCAACACCACCAGCAGCAACAACAGUGGCUGAGGAGGGCGCAGUUGGGUGGUUCGGAAUCCAACGCCGCUGACGAGGUCGAGAAGACCGUGCAGUCUGAAGCCAUUGAUUCUAGUUCUCAAGACUGGAAGGCCGGACUAAAGAUUCCACCAGCGGAUACACGCUAUAGGACAGAGGAUGUUACAGCAACUAAAGGAAACGAAUUUGAGGAUUACUUUUUGAAACGGGAGCUGCUCAUGGGAAUAUAUGAGAAGGGUUUUGAAAGACCUUCCCCCAUCCAAGAAGAAAGCAUUCCAAUUGCUCUUACCGGCAGUGACAUUCUUGCCAGGGCUAAAAAUGGAACUGGCAAAACAGCUGCAUUUUGCAUUCCUGCAUUGGAAAAAAUUGAUCAGGAUAAUAAUGUUAUUCAAGUUGUUAUCUUGGUCCCAACACGUGAGUUGGCUUUGCAAACAUCUCAAGUGUGUAAAGAGCUUGGAAAGCAUUUGAAAAUCCAAGUUAUGGUUACAACAGGAGGGAGGAUAUUGGAUCUUACUAAGAAGGGUGUUUGCGUUCUUAAGCAUUGCUCAAUGCUGGUAAUGGAUGAGGCUGAUAAGCUUCUCUCCCCAGAGUUCCAGCCUUCGAUUCAGCAACUGAUUCAUUUUCUUCCAACAACCCGUCAAAUCCUGAUGUUUUCAGCAACAUAUCCUGUUACUGUGAAGGACUUCAAAGAUAGGUUUCUUAACAAACCAUAUGUCAUUAACCUUAUGGAUGAGCUCACUCUGAAGGGUAUUACACAGUUUUAUGCAUUUGUGGAAGAGAGACAGAAAGUCCAUUGCUUAAAUACUCUCUUUUCUAAGCUACAAAUAAACCAGUCAAUUAUCUUCUGCAACUCCGUGAAUCGGGUUGAACUCCUUGCCAAGAAAAUCACCGAACUGGGGUAUUCAUGUUUCUAUAUUCACGCAAAGAUGCUGCAAGACCAUCGUAAUAGAGUAUUUCAUGAUUUCCGUAAUGGUGCAUGCCGAAAUCUUGUCUGUACUGACCUUUUUACUAGGGGAAUAGACAUCCAAGCAGUUAAUGUUGUUAUUAACUUUGAUUUUCCCAAGAACUCUGAAACUUAUUUGCACAGGGUUGGUCGUUCAGGGAGAUUUGGCCACCUUGGUUUAGCGGUGAACUUGAUCACUUACGAGGACCGCUUUAAUUUAUAUAGGAUUGAACAAGAACUUGGCACUGAAAUAAAGCAAAUUCCGCCACACAUUGAUCAAGCAUUUUAUUGCCGGUGA